AUGCUUCAAGAAGAAGCUCUCCUAAUUGCUGAAAAAUUAGGAAUCAUUGGGUUUUCUGCGUCGAACGGCUGGUUAGAGUCAUUCAAGAAACAGCACGGGAUUUGCAACAAGUCAGUGGCAGGAGAAGAAGCCGACGUUAGAACGGAAACUGUUGAAAGUUGGUGUGAAAGAGCAAGGGAAAUUACAAGAGGAUGGAAACCUGAAAAAAUUUGGAACAUGGAUGAGACUGAAGCCUUUUGGCGGGGAUUACCUGAGAAAACCCUGAGUGAAAAAGGGAAGCGUUGUAGCGGUGGAAAAAAAGCAAAACAACGGAAUACGUGGGCGUUUUACGUGAAUGCUGCUGGGGGAAAGGAAGACCCUAUCGUAAUUGGAAAGUCUGAAAAGCCUAGGUGUUUCAAGAAACUGAAAGAUGUAAAACGUCCAUAUAAGUGCCACUACUUUUCAAACAAAAAAGCUUGGAUGAACUCUGAAAUAAUGAACUCUGUUCUAUCGAAGUUGAACAAACGCUUGAUCAGGGAGAAGAGAAACAUUAUUUUGUUUAUGGAUAACGCGCCAUGUAAUCCUCCAUGUUUUGAAGGGAAGUUUCCCAACAUCAAAAUUGUAUUUUUACCGAAAAAUACAACAUCCGAGACCCAACCUCUGGACGCUGGGAUCAUCGCUAACUGGAAGAUAAAGUACAAAAGCGACUCCUCCGAUAUGUAUGCUCCAGAGCAGAUGGAUCGAUUAACGCAUCAGAAAUAG
Molecule: messenger RNA, 741 nt
Organism: Paramuricea clavata
Lineage: Eukaryota; Metazoa; Cnidaria; Anthozoa; Malacalcyonacea; Plexauridae
Source: the annotation of a GenBank genome assembly